This is a messenger RNA of Lycium barbarum (goji berry), 998 nucleotides long. RefSeq names its product probable calcium-binding protein CML44. The record is from RefSeq and is a predicted model, not a curated record. Bases 310 to 774 code for a protein of 154 amino acids. The transcript has a single exon. Lineage: Eukaryota; Viridiplantae; Streptophyta; Magnoliopsida; Solanales; Solanaceae. Gene Ontology annotation, molecular function: calcium ion binding.
UUCUUAUCAAUUCUGUCCUAGUUCCAUCUUUUUUGUUAUAUAUAGGACUGUUCGCCAUAUACAUGUACUUCAAGAAGACUUGAUAUAUUAUGCUCCACUAUAACACAUCUUGAAGUCUUUCUCCAAGCAUAAUUUGACUUCAGAAAUUCAUUGAUCCAACUAAUUUUGAUCCGCCUUGCUAAAAGCCUGAACAACUCUAUUGUUCUUUUCUUUUCACGAAUUUAGCGUUAGAAAUUCACUAGCUCAAUUAAUUCAAAUCCGCGUUGUUGAAAGUCCUGAUAGAUUUAUUGUUCAAUUGCAGCAUUCAAGAUGUCCCCAAUCAACUCCAUUAAUGUGUCAAGAAUCUUCUCAAAGCUUGACAAGAAUGGUGAUGGCCUUGUGAGCCUUGAUGAGCUAAAGGGAUUUCUUGAAACCAUAGGCAUUAAUUCAAGCCAAGAAGAGCUUGAGUUGCUAGUUGGAAAAACAAGCCUAGACUCCAUUGAUUUUUUCUUCUUCUAUGAUGCUAUCACGAAAGCAAAUAUUAAAGAAAGCAAUAAGCAUGAUCAUCGCGAAAAUAUUUUCCUAGAACAUGACCUUCUGAAAGUCUUCAGAGUUUUCGAUACGAAUGGAGAUGGAUUUAUAUGUUGCGAGGAACUGCAGAGAACAUUGUCAAGAUUGGGAUUGUGGGAUGAGAAAUGUGGGAAAGAUUGCAAGAGCAUGAUCAAUGUUUAUGACAAAAAUUCAGAUGGGAAGCUUGAUUUCGAGGAGUUUAAGGAUAUGAUGUUUGCUAAUUAAGGAACUGUAACUAGAAUGAGCGAGUAAUCCCGCUUCCAAUCUACCAAAAAAAUGUGUUAGUGCUAUGCAUUUGAAAUGGUGUGUUGAUGGUUUGCUGGGGAUUUGUAGUAUUGUAAAACUUUAUUAGUAAUAUACUUUAGCUUAAUACUUAGUUUGCCUCCCGAGUUUGUACUCAAAUUCCUUUUAUACACCCUUUUAGCAUGAGAAUAGUUUUACACACCAAA